Messenger RNA from Neomonachus schauinslandi (Hawaiian monk seal), 1737 nucleotides. It is a transcript of the gene MEX3B, whose product is annotated as mex-3 RNA binding family member B. Lineage: Eukaryota; Metazoa; Chordata; Mammalia; Carnivora; Phocidae. The transcript is spliced from 2 exons. The record is from RefSeq and is a predicted model, not a curated record. Gene Ontology annotation, molecular function: RNA binding. Bases 1 to 1716 code for a protein of 571 amino acids.
AUGCCCAGCUCCCUGUUUGCAGACCUGGAGCGCAACGGCAGCGGCGGCGGAGGGGGAGGCGGCGGCGGCGGCGGCGGCGGCGGCGGGGGAGAGACCCUGGAUGACCAAAGAGCCCUGCAGCUCGCGCUCGAUCAGCUCUCCCUGCUGGGGCUGGACAGUGACGAGGGCGCCUCUCUGUACGACAGUGAGCCGCGCAAGAAGAGCGUGAACAUGACCGAGUGCGUGCCGGUGCCCAGUUCCGAGCACGUCGCCGAGAUCGUGGGGCGGCAAGGUUGUAAAAUUAAAGCGCUGCGGGCGAAGACCAAUACUUACAUCAAGACCCCGGUUCGCGGGGAGGAGCCUGUCUUUGUUGUGACGGGCAGGAAGGAGGAUGUGGCCAUGGCUCGGAGGGAGAUCAUCUCUGCCGCGGAGCACUUCUCCAUGAUCCGCGCCUCGCGGAAUAAGAACACGGCGCUCAACGGCGCAGUGCCCGGGCCGCCCAACCUGCCCGGACAGACCACCAUCCAGGUGCGGGUGCCCUAUCGCGUGGUGGGGCUCGUGGUGGGGCCCAAGGGCGCCACGAUCAAGCGCAUCCAACAACAGACGCACACGUACAUCGUGACGCCCAGCCGCGACAAGGAGCCGGUGUUCGAGGUGACCGGCAUGCCUGAGAACGUGGACCGAGCUCGCGAAGAGAUCGAGGCGCACAUCGCCCUGCGCACCGGCGGCAUCAUCGAGCUCACAGAUGAGAACGACUUCCACGCCAACGGCACGGAUGUGGGCUUUGAGCUGCAUCACGGGUCCGGCGGGUCCGGCCCGGGCAGCCUCUGGAGCAAGCCCACCCCCAGCAUCACGCCCACCCCCGGCCGCAAGCCCUUCUCUAGCUACCGCAACGACAGCUCCAGCUCGCUUGGCAGCGCCUCCACGGACUCUUACUUCGGCGGGGGGACCAGCGGCAGCACAGCCGCCACCCCGCGCCUGGCGGACUACAGCCCCCCCAGCCCCGCGCUCAGCUUUGCCCACAACGGAAACAACAACAACAACGGCAACGGAUACACCUACGCGGCGGGGGAAGCUUCCGUGCCUUCCCCCGACGGCUGUCCCGAGCUGCAGCCCACCUUCGACCCGGCUCCCGCUCCCCCGCCUGGGGCGCCGCUGCUCUGGGCUCAGUUCGAGCGCUCCCCCGGAGGCGGACCCGCAGCGCCGGUGUCGUCUUCCUGCUCGUCCUCCGCAUCUUCGUCCGCCUCGUCGUCCUCGGUGGUCUUCCCCGGCGCCGGCGCGCCCUCCAAUGCCAACCUGGGGCUGCUGGUGCACCGCCGGCUGCACCCGGGCGCGAGCUGCCCGCGCCUGUCCCCGCCCUUGCACAUGGCGCCGGGGGCGGGCGAGCACCACCUGGCUCGCCGGGUGCGCAGCGACCCGGGCGGAGGCGGCCUGACCUACGCCGCCUACGCCAACGGGCUGGGGGCGCAGCUGCCGGGCCUGCAGCCGUCGGACACCUCCGGCUCCUCGUCGUCGUCCAGCUCCUCCUCCAGCUCCUCGUCGUCGUCGUCGGGGUUGCGGCGGAAGGGCAGCCGCGACUGCUCCGUGUGCUUCGAGAGCGAAGUGAUCGCCGCGCUCGUGCCCUGCGGCCACAACCUCUUCUGCAUGGAGUGCGCCAACCGCAUCUGCGAGAAGAGCGAGCCCGAGUGCCCGGUCUGCCACACCGCGGUCACUCAGGCCAUCCGCAUCUUUUCCUGAAGGCAGCGCGCGCUUGCGCGC